AUUUAAAACGAUCGCAAAUACAGUGAAUACAUAAAACGCGAAAUGAGUUUCUAAUAAAGUACUCCAUCUCCCAACAGUACUUUGGCUUCAUCGCCUGUCAUUCUGCCUUACAUCAGCAGGUUGUCGAUGGUUCCCCGCGGGAUCUGUGAGAUGCUGCCUAAAAACGCACCUUCUGAUUCCCCCCGUCCAGCAUCCGCCAAGACGCCGAGGAGGAAGAACGACACCUGCGGUGGAAAUGUGGCGUAGUGCGGGUUGACUGCAUCUGCUUGAGGCUUCAAAAUGUCCCUGCCCCUGGCUGUCCUGGUGGUCCUCACUGUGCUGGAGGUUGGAGCCCCCCAUGCUGGACCUGAGGUGGAUCCGUACAUCACCUUAGGAGUCACCAGGAGUGCAAGCCAGGCUGAGAUUAAGAAAGUGUACAAGCGCCUGGCCAAAGAAUGGCAUCCUGACAAAAACAAAAAUCCGGGUGCUGAGGACAUGUUUAUCAGGAUUACCAAAUCAUAUGAGCUUUUAUCCAGCGAGGACAAACGUGCCAACUACGACCGCUACGGGCAGACCGAUGACACGCAGCCGUACGGCCGCUACAAUAACUUCAACUUCGAGGAGUCUUUCUUCAACUUCCCUUUCAACAGCAGGAACCAGCGGGAAUUUUCCGACGACAAGUACUUGCUGCACUUCAACCAGUACGUGGGCGACGUGGUGCCCGACAGCUUCAGAAGGCCGUACCUGAUCAAGAUCACCUCCGACUGGUGCUUCAACUGCAUCCACAUUGAGCCCGUGUGGAAGGAGGUGGUGCAGGAGAUGGAGACGCUAGGCGUGGGAAUCGGCGUGGUGGACGUGGGCUACGAGAGGCGUCUGGCCAAUCACCUGGGGGCCCAUCGCACGCCGUCCAUCCUCGGCGUCAUCAAUGGCAAAGUGACGUUUUUCCAUUAUGCUGUAGCCAAGGAGCACCUGAGGCAGUUCGUGGAAGACCUUCUUCCUCAGAGACUCGUGGAGUGGGUCAGCGAUAAGAACGACAAGCAGUUCUUGAACAGCUGGCACCAACUCAACAAGCCACAUGUGCUGCUCUUUGACCAAGUGUCCGUGGUUCCUUUACUUUACAAGCUGACGGCGUUUGCGUACAAGGAUUACUUGCAGUUCGGCUACGUGGAUCAGGGCCUGUCCGAGACGGCCAAUCUGCAAAGACAGUUCAAUAUCAACACCUAUGCUCCCACCAUGUUGGUUUUCAAAGAGAACACAGACAAGCCUGCUGACAUCAUCCAGACUAAAGGAAUGAAAAAGCAAAUAAUCGAUGAGUUCAUGUCCAACAACAAGUUCCUCCUGGCGCCGAGGCUGGUGAAUCAGAAGCUCUUUGACGAGCUCUGUCCUGUCAAGCAGUUCCACAGACGCAGGAAAUACUGCGUGCUGCUGAUCACGGGCGACGACGAGAGUUUUUCUCUAGGCAACCGAGCCUUCCUGUCUUUCGCCUCGAGCAACGCCAAAGAAGUCGUGAGAUUCGCUUAUGUUUACCAACACGUACAGCAACCACUUUGUAACGCCCUGAUGACCAGCAAGGACAGCACACUGCCACCACAGGUGGUGAUCCUGGAGAGGCGCAAUGCUGCCGGAAAGGUUUUUUUCAAGCCGGUGAGCAGUUGGAACGGCAGCGAAGAAGACAAGCAGCGUCUUGUGGAGGAGUUGGAGCGACUCCAGAAGGACCCGUCCAUUCUGAUCCACGAUGCCAUGCUGCCUGAGCUCAACAACGAGUUUGCAUCUAUGUUUAUCAUCCAGUGGAUUUAUGCUUUUUAUGAUUACCUCUCUGAAGUCAUGGAUGACAUCCUGCACAACAACUGGCGCGAGAUGAUGCCCCUCCUGUCUCUCAUCUUCUCGGCCUUGUUCAUCCUAUUUGGAACUGUGGUCAUCCAAGCAUUCAGCGACUCAAGUGACGACAAACGGCCAAAAGCGAAAGAUGGACCUAAAACGGAAAAUGUGUCGCCGGGGAAUGCAACAAGUCGGCCGCCCAAGAAGAGUUUUGUGGAGGUGACGGAGUUGACAGACAUCACCUACAUAAGUAAUCUAGUGAGGCUGCGCCCAGGACACAUGAACAUCGUGCUGGUGCUCACUGAUGCCUCCAAAAACAUCCUGCUCAGCAAGUUUGCCAAAGAGGUGUACUCGUUCACAGGAAGCCUGACGCUGCAUUUCUCCUUCCUGAAUACGGACAAGCACAGCGAGUGGAUGAGCACGCUGCUAGAAAGCGUGCAGGACGGCGUGCAAAUCGACGCCAGCGAGGACGAUGGCGGCGGAAACCACAAGAUGGACUACACCGGCUACGUGUUGGCGCUCAACGGCAACAGAAAGUACUUUUGCAUCUUUAAGCCCGUCUACACCGGGGAAGACCCGGCCAACAAGGCUUUGGAGGACAACGGGACGACUUCGUCGGUGCGGCGGUCUAGGUCGGCGUCGCGCGACGAUCACCCUGCACGCAAGUCGGCCCGCUCUCGCAGCACUCCCACCCUACAGAUCCACCACAAGCUGGACGGCUUGGGUUUGUGGAUGGAGAGGCUCAUGGAGGGUACCUUGCCUCGCUGCUACAUCCCCGCCUGGCCAGGACUUGACAAGAUCACUCCCAUUAAAUAGACAGGAGCACGUUAGGAGUACAGUAUUUCAAAAAAGUGAGUCUCACAUUUUAGCAGGCACCGUUUUUACUGUAUAUAUUUUUAAGGAUCAAUAACUUGGAUAUACAGUCGUCCCUCGUUUAUCACUGUUAAUUGGUGAGCGCAAUAUAUGAAUUUCCGCCGAAUAGGAAUUAUUAAUUAUCCAUCCAUCCAUCCAUUUUCUACCGCUUGUCCCUUUCAGGGUCGCUGGAGCCUAUCUCAGCUGCAUUCGGGCGGAAGGCGGGGUGCACCUUGGACAAGUCGCCACCUCAUCACAGGGCCAACACUAAUACAGACAACAUUCACACACUAGGGCCAAUUUAGUGUUGCCAAUCAACCUAUCCCCAGGUGCAUGUUUUUGGAGGUGGGAGGAAGCCGGAGUACCCGGAAGGAACCCACGCAGUCACGGAAAGAACAUGCAAACUCCACACAGAAAGAUCCCGAGCCUGGGAUUGAACUCAGGACCUUCGUAUUGUGAGGCAGACGCACAACCCCUCUACCACCGCACUAAUUAUAACAAAUCAAAUAUUUUCACAGCUAGAGGAUUAGAAAACCUCUUUACGACCUUCUAAAUAUAUUUUUCAACAUUAUGAGAGCCCUUUAGACAUGAAAUAAUACACCUUAGUCACCGUAACGCUCUUAAUUCAACAUAGUAAUGCUUCCUGAGGCUGAGCCAAUCAGUGGCCACGAUACUGAGCAGCGUGAUCUGAUUGGUUUAGUCUCCGCUAGUGGAAAAUACUACUGUAUUAUUGAUAUUUUUAGUUUAUUUCGUCAUUUUUAUGCUUGAAAAUGCUUAAUUUCGGACUAAACACAUUUAAGAUUAAGAUUAAAGAUUAAAGUACCAAUGAUUGUCACACACACACUAGAUGUGGUGAAAUUUGUCCUCUGCAUUUGUCCCAUCCCCUUGGGGAGCAGUGGGCAGCAGCGGCACCGCGCCCGGGAAUCAUUUUGGUGAUUUAACCCCCAACUCCAACCCUUUGUUGCUGAGUGCCAAGCAGGGAGGUUAUGGGUCCCAUUUUUAUAGUCUUGACAAUAUGCUUUGCUAUACAUACAUACACAUAAACAUGUAUAUACUGUAUACACUUAUGUGUACCGUAUUUUUCAGAGUACAAGUCGCUCCGGAGUAUAAGUCGCACCGGCCGAAAAUGCAUAAUAAAGAAGGAAAAAAACAUAUACAAGUCACACUGGAGUAUAAGUCGCAUUUUUUGGGGAAAUUUAUUUUAUAAAACCCAACACCAAGAAUAGACAUUUGAAAGGCAAUUUAAAAUAAAUGAAGAAUAGUGAACAACAGGCUGAAUAAGUGUACGUUAUAUGAGGCAUAAAUAACCAACUGAGAAGGUGCCUGGUAUGUUAACGUAACAUAUUAUGGUAAGAGUCAUUCAAAUAACUAUAACAUAUAGAACAUGCUAUACAUUUACCAAACAAUCUGUCACUCCUAAUCGCUAAAUCCCAUGAAAUCUUAUACGUCUAGUCUCUAACGUGAAUGAGCUAAAUAAUAUUAUUUGAUAUUUUAUGGUAUUGUGUUAAUAAUUUCACAUAUAAGUCGCUCCUGAGUAUAAGUCGCACACCAGGCCAAACUAUGAAAAAAACUGCGACUUGUAGUCCGAAAAAUACGGUAUAUACUGUAUAUGGAUAUACAAUAUAUAAAUAUAUGAUAAAUGGUAAAUGGGUUGUACUUGUAUAGCGCUUUUCUACCUUUCUAAGGAACUCAAAGCGCUUUGACACUAUUUCCACAUUCACCCAUUCACACACACACAUUCAGACACAUUCACACACACACAUUCAGACACAUUCACACACAGAUAUAUACUGUAGAUAAAUACACACACGGUAUAUUUAAGGGUGCCAUAUGUAAUAAUGUGGCCAGAAAUUGUACUAAAAUCCCCGUCAAAAUUCUGUAGUGCCCUCCCACUCUCCCUGACUGAGGUUGCCAGAUAUGCAGCUGAAUCCAGCUCGAUCGACUGGGCUACUCCAAGGAACUUCAAACUUCCACUGCCUCUUACCAGAGGUUAAGGUGCUGGGAGCAUAAUAGCUGAAUAGACAAGCGUUUUGUCAAUAACAAAUCACUAACCAACACAUUUUACACAGAAAUUAAGCGAUUUUCAGGAAGAAGCACGUCAUGCCUGCGUACAAUAUCACAACAAAUGGCAAUCAUAUGGUUAUUGUCAGUGCCAUCAGAAAACAAAGACUAAAACAAACUACAACCAACGCUAGCAAUGGUUAUACUGGUGAAAGUAAGUAGAGCAUGCGUAGCAGCCUAAAGGAGACAUUUUACCAAGGUAUGCCUAUAGGCUGCACGAAUGAGGAAAUAUUUUAUCAUGUGAUUUGGCUGUCUCCAUACCUUUCACAUUGCCAUGAUGACAGCCGUGCUAAUGUUGGAACCCAUUUCCUCAGUGUGUCAGCAUAUUGAGAACGAAAUAGGCACUGGCACUACCCAUAUCCACGUAGGUUUUAUUUGUCGAAAAAAUAUUUUGCCCGUCAGUUCGAAUACACACCAACAUACAGGCUAACGGGCAUAUACUGUAUGUCAUUGACCGGGCUAGCAUGCUAAGCAAUACACUAGGAGCUAAGCACGUUCACACUAAGCAUUCGUUGGACGAACAUACUAGCUUUGUUCGACAAAAUCGCAGACUGUAUCGCUCAAUAAAGUUUACAUACGAAAUGUCCAUUUCCAUUCAUUACAAGUAAUAAGAAAACGUAAAUGCCUGACUUGCCUAUCAAGGAGGAUAUUAGCAAGUUUGGCGUGAGAUGAUAAAAUCUUCUCCGCCUUUAAUCGUCUUCUUAUUUCAAAGACUUCCCCGAUACAAAUCUUCGUUUUGUCAUGAAUAAGUUGAGAAUCAUAACAACGCCUUUUAAAUUUACUAAGGUCUGACAUGUUUAGUAACUUUACCAGUGGCAGUAGCCAGACGAAGAUGGUGGUGCGUAACUGGCAACCUGGAUGUGACACACUCACGGACUUUCUAAUUGGUCAAACGGUGGAGGGCGGGACAUCAAAAUGCAAACAAUAACAAGAUUUCGGGGCUGUAAAUCUAAUUUUGAGAAGAGCAUAUCCCGAAAAAUCUUAUUCUUUCCCCAGGCUUUGCGCAUGACCUCUUUUUUCAUUAUGUAGCGGCGGGAUUUGACUUAUUGACCGCGGCUUGUCUUCUCUGUCUCCGGCGGGUCUUGGCGCCAGCGCGCGGUGCGCCCUUUCAAUGUCGAGUUGCGUAGUUGCGGGGAUCUCCAACAUGUCCCGCAGUAGUUUUUCCACAAACUCUGGCAUGGACGGUCCCUCGGCUCCUUCGGGAACAUUGUAUAUCCUCAAGUUCUCGCAUCGGGAUCUCCCUUCAUAGUCGAGUAGUUUGUUUUCUUGCUGAUGAAUGACUUUUAUCAUGUUGUUCAACAUAUACUGCACGUUUUGAAUCCGGUCCUCCACCUUCUCAAUUCGCUUCUCUGUGUCUGUUAUUUGUUGUUUAAUGUUGGUGAGCUCGGAUUUAAUAUGGUUCAGCUGUUCUUUUAUGUCUUUUCGAAAGUCCUGAAUCUUCUCCAGAACUUGGACUGAACCUUCGGCGUCCGUCUCCUUUGAGCGAGGGUUAGCAUUAGCACCGCCAUCUUGUAGCUUUACAGGUGAGCUGUUCGCGGACACAGAGCUUUCCUCAUUUACAGGCUCUGCAACAAUAUUUCCUCGAUUUCCUCUGGUUUUCCCCAUUCUUGCCCCUUUUGUUUGUUCAGAGAUUAUCUGAAAAUUUGGCUUUUUACGGUCUAACGGGGCGAAAUAACUUUUCUCACGAGGGAGAUGUUACUUUAAGCUGCCAUUCAGCUUGAUGACGUCACCGGAACCCACGGUGGAGGGCGGGACAUCGAAAAGCAAACAAUAACAAGAUUUCGGGGCUGUAAAUCUAAUUUUGAAAAGAGCAUAUCCCGACCUACUACUGAUACCAGUUAUAAAGGUUUUCAAAAAGAACAUGAUUUAUUAAUGCAUUUUGACAUAUCAGGGCCAUUUGAUGAUGACUUGACAUGAAAUGAUUACAUAUGAAUCCUUUAAAAAAUCUGCAAUGUGGUGAAGCAGCAAUAUUUGAAGCGCGAUGUGGCGAGGAACGACUGUACUUUAGGAGUAGUCAGUGUACAGUAUUGUAACUGGCGACAUAAGUGAGUAGCAAGAUAAUUGUAGCUUGCAUACACACGGUCAAGCACGGUGGUGAUAGUGUCACGGUUGGGGGGUGCACGAGUGGUGCUUGCACGGAGGAGCUGCGGUUCAUUGGGGAAAAAUUAAUUCUAGUUGUGAGCAUGAUCCUUGCGACUAUUGACACCUUUUCAACUUGGACAUCCCCACUGUGAGCUGUACUCUCUCAUGUUGCCAUCCACAUACUGUUGUACAAGCUGUGCACUGACUACUCUAAUUUAAAGCCACGUUGCAUUGGUAAGAUUCCUGCUGAAAUGUGAGCUGUGCACUCACUUUUUUAUGUUGACUGAAAAAGCUGUGCUGACAUGACCUAAAAGCACUUUCUACAUUUUUAGGUAUGAACGUUAUUGUUAGUAUAUCCUGUAUUUUACGCUGCUACAGAAACGUGGCACACAUGACUGUGAAUAUUAAUGCAUGUUCUGUCUUCAGUUAAAGAUUAUAAUGGAUGCUGACUGGCUCCUCCAAUAUUAGGUGCUGUAUUGUUGUGUUGUGACUUUAUUCAUAAUCGUCGCUUUGUUUUCAAUGUGAUAGUCCCAAGUUGUUAAGUCAAUAUAGCAACCAAAACAGUAGCGUUAUGUAGCCAAAUAAAGUUUGAAAUAAUUUAAUUAUAUUUUCUGCUUAUAAUGUUUUUCCCCCCCCAAUUUCUUGUAGAUCAUAAAGCAACAUACUUAAGUCAUAAUAGUGUUUACUUUUUUAUCCAUGGUCUAUGGCAGCUAUAGUUCUUAGUAAUAUUGCACAUUCUUACAAGAUACUGCACAAGGAAUUGGUUUACCUGUUAAUUUUGUUGAUGAUCUUUUGUGUUUGUAACACUCGGGGGCCUCAAAAAUCUACAGUACGUCACCUAAGGCAGUGUUUCAUAACCACAGGGCCGGCACCUAAUAGAGGGCCACCAAAAAAUAACGGUUUCUCAGCUGUGGUCCGUAUGCAGAGCAGCAGCACUCAGUUGCAAUACACUUUUCCACCAUUUGUGGCAGUAACAAAAACUUCAACCAAACAGAAGAAGUCUGGAGCUGAAAUUAUAGGUUUCUUAAGCGCAGAAAUUAUGACUUAAGUGGUGAGGCUACCAUUGACAGUUUAUUUCUAAAACAUGUUUAAUAUUAACGUAUUUAUUUUAGUACAACGUAAAUGUAUGUCAAUGUUUUUCCCUAAUCAGCCUGACCUAAGCCUAAGGUUUUUGUGUUAAAUAAUAAUUAACUAAUAAUUAAUAAACACAUGGUUUCAAAUCAUUUGACAAGGUUGUAAACUGUAAGUUAGACAUAAUUAUUGAAUAGGAUUAAAAUCAAAAGUAAGACUACAAAUACAUUGUUAAUAUUUGAGUGGGCCCUGGGUUAAAAAUGGUUAAGAACCCCUGACCUUAGGUACAGUUUUUAGUUUAAAGUGAAAGUAAAAACCACUCUGUUAAAAAAAUGAAGUAUUUAACUCUGCCUCUGAAUGUCUCAGAAUCUUUAUAGUGGUAGUUUUUAUGUCUUUGAAUAUCAAACAUUAUCACAUGACAGUUUUUUCAUCCCUUUGUGCCUUGCAAACUGAAAAAUCUUGGAAAAAAUUGCCAUAAGAAAUCCUAGGGUCAACUUCUGCCAUUCGGUGCUUUUAUGUACUUAGUUAAAAUAGUGUAUAGGUGAAAUUAAACAAAGGAUAUGCAUUUAAAAAGACAGAAUCACCGAGUGUAUAACAACCCUCAGCCUUUCAGGUAACCAUCCACAUUUAAGUAAAGGAGCAUACAGUCAAAAUAAAUUGUGUGAUUAUUCUGCAUGAAUGCAAUAAUUAUGUGUGAUUAAUCACACUUGUUUUUUUUUAUGACUGCCCUGAUUUUAAAUUGUACUUAAAACAGAAACAUAAUAAUCCAGCAAGCACUCACUUGUCCAAGAACAAAUGGAUGGAUUUGUACCUUACCUGAAAAGGGGAAAUAUUAACCAACAAGAUGCUUCGUCUUUGGCAGCUAAUCCCCAUUUUGAUAUCCGCAGAUGUAACAAAAGCCAUCAUCCGUUCUUCCUUUAAAAAAGACUUUGUAAAGUAAAAAUAGAAACUUUUCCCCCCAAAGGCUGCGUACUAAAAAAUUCAACGUUUCGGUGGGCAAACUUUGAUACAUUUUGUACAUUAAAGAUGUUAUUACCAAUCCAACGCUAAUGCGAAACUAAAUAUUACUUUUUUCACGGAUGACAAAGCUAAUAUGUGUAACACCAAACAAUAUAUUUGAUAAAUAAUGAUAAUUCAGGAUGCUUUAUUAUUGUCUAUUCUUUAACAUGUACAAGACAUGUUUUCUCAAGCAGGCAUUACAAUGGCUUGCCUGUUCUAUACGUCCAUGCUGGCCCUCAUAUCCAAUCCUUCCUUUACAGCAAGCUUCUCCAUGAUGUGAUCCAUCUUGCCAUUCAGUUCAGAAAUCGUCCAUUGCGACGAACAGCCUUUGGGCUCCUUGGGUGGCUGCCAUCGUCUUACGAAUUUUAUGAUACACCAGAGCAAUGCCAAGCGAUCAUGGUUCCAAAUAGGUAGAUGUCUUCCACGUCCUCGAUGGAAAGGACUGAGAGGCACAUGAUUCUCCAUUUGUCCCAGGAAUCUCUCAAAUACCCCGCAGCAAUGUUUCAUCAGGGCAGCCAGGCUCCCCAGAACCUCUUUUCCUCAUCGAAAAGAUUUUGUCAAUAGAGUCGAGAGUCUAGCUAAUCAAUUCCAUGUCUGAUGUUUAGAUUUAUUAUAUAUAUAAUACAUUUAUUUUUAGAAUAUGCUCAGGGCCAAACAAAAAAAGUAUCUUCAAAAUAUACUAGUAGAUGACUAAAAAUGGCACAGUAACAAAAAGGAACCCAUGUGAAAAUCCAGACAUUUAUUUGUGAAAUGUAUGACAAACAGUGGACAUUUAUAUCAUCUUUUACAAGCUACAUUGUCAGAAGAAAAACACAAAACAGAGAUGCCAAACAUUUUUAAAAAGCCCUCUUAGGUCGACUGGUCUCAUUUCAUUUUUUCAAACUGUCGUGUUUUUUUAUGCGUUUCUCAUCAGCUUCAAAAUGCACAUAUUUACAGUACUCAGACAAUGCUCAAGUGUGGUCAGUAAAGAGAGAGCGAGCUACAUAUUUCUACAGCGAUCCCAUCUAGAUCAACUGUUGACAUUCAGCUUUUCUCAAAAUAAAAAUCUAAAAUAUAAAACAAUUUAGAAAAAAAAACUACUUUAAAAUCUACAAUACACCGAAGUUAUUUUCCUUAUUUUUAUUUAGCUGUCAUUGCAUUCUCCUUUUAAUCAAGCAUUUUUUUUAUUUUUUAAAAAGAGUCAAGCAUAUAAUUGGUAAUAUUUCUAGCUAGUUUACAGUCAGUCAUUAGGUAUAAACCCAAAUAUUAACUAACAUUAUGAACUUCUAGCUUGAUGUUAAUGUACAUAUUGCCAAGAAAUGUGGAUGGAGACACGUAAAAGUUGUGAUGCAAAUAGUAAAAUAAAUAAUACAUUUGUUGACUUGUAAAUAUGAGAGCUGUAAAAGUGACGAUUUAGGAUUUAAAUAAAUGGUUAUCAUACUAAUCUGCAAACAUAUUUGAUAGAGUCAACUCUUAAAGGCUAAUGUGACAUAAAAAUGAUGCCAAAUGUCACACUUGUGUGAGGUAUGUCACCGCAAUGGCGCUUUUUGUUGCCAGAACAAAAGAAAAAGAUCAAACAUUUAUGUAAUGAUGUUCCUCUCAUUUCAAUUUAAUCUAAAAUACUACUGUGGGUCCUAGGGUGGAUCCUUGUUAGCGACAAUCCCUCUCAUAGAAAUAUUUCAAGUGUUUUAAUGAGGUUAUUUGAUAUCGCACGUCUUUAUCAGAUUUACUACUACAGUAAUGUGUAAUUGUGGUCCAAAAAGCACCAUUAAAAAAACAACAUGUCAUGGCCAAUUAGAAAAAGUGGAUAAAUAGAAAUAGUUAAAAGACUAGUACAAAAAACUAAAUAAAAAAUAAUUUACUUUUCAGAAAUGACACUGGUAUAAAAGGUGUACUAGAUAAACUAUUCUAUUCCUGUAAACCUUUUGUUGUCUUCCCUUCACUGUAGUACAUGUACAGUACUUUACAGUAGCUUCUAUUGUGCAUAAAAAAAACAAUCUUGGUCAUCAAAAUAAAAGGCCUGCUGUGUUUGUUUUGUCUACAUGAGUCCAGUUUUGGUGUGAAACAAUCUGGCAGGCACUUUAUAAAAAAUGGAAUGACGCCACUUAUAUUUACAGCAUGUUUGUACAAAGCAAAAUAAAAAACAGAAGCUCACUCCGGAAAUGCAUUCUUAUA
This is a messenger RNA of Entelurus aequoreus (snake pipefish), 11016 nucleotides long. Its product is annotated as dnaJ homolog subfamily C member 16-like. Bases 280 to 2613 code for a protein of 777 amino acids. The record is from RefSeq and is a predicted model, not a curated record. NCBI's taxonomy places the organism in Eukaryota, Metazoa, Chordata, Actinopteri, Syngnathiformes, Syngnathidae. The transcript is spliced from 15 exons.